UAGAUGAAGCACAUCUGGACAGCUGUGCCGAGAAAGUUUGUGGGCCCCUUCCAGGCCUGCCACCCGCAAGGCACGUCCCCCACGUAGCCUUCUGCUAGUCACUUACUACUUAACUUUUUUUUUUCCAAGAAGCAACCAGCCACCCAUGUUUGAAUCUUUUUUUCCCCCUAUGUGAGGCGAGGCCACACAUUCAACACAGUUUAAUUUUCAUGGGGCUUUACGAUCAAAAGAACAGAAACAGCAACCAAAGCCCAGCUGCCUUCUGAUCCUAACUGACAAAGUGGGGAGAAUAAGGUGUGAGCAAACAGGCCAAGCUGGGCUGUGGUUCUGAGAAUUGGGUGUGGAAGAUUGAACAGAGAUAGUGCGAGAACAGAAGAUGCCAAGCGGGAAGGUCAUGGGGAGUUUCAGAGGUCAUGCUCUCCCUGGGAGUUUCUUCAUCUUCAUGGGUUUUUGGUGGAGUACAAAGUCCAUUCUGAAAUCUGUCUACAAAAAGCAAACUCGGACCUGCUACCUUAAUUCUAAAACAUUAUUACGUAGAACAGAGAUUUGGGAAGGAGUCAUUGUGCUUUUAAUGGCUUUUACUGGUGUAGCUGGGGAACAGUUUACCACAGAAGGACCCUCCUUGAUCUUACAAAAAGAUGGCCAGUGGAACCAGAUCCUGGAAUGGCACCACACAACCAUGUACUUCUUCUUUGGGCUACAGGGUGUAACCCAAAUCAUAUGUUUCACUACUAAUGCACUUCCGCUUUCCUUAAGCAAGUUAAUGUUAUCCAACGCCAUCUUUGUGGAGGCGUUUGUCUUCUACAACCACACACAUGGUCGGGAGAUGAUUGACAUUUUUGUACACCAACUUCUGGUCUUCACCACCGUAUUGGCGGGUGUGGUUGCCUUCAUGGAGUUCCUCACAAAGAACAAUAUACUUCUGGAGCUCCUGCGGUCCAGUCUCAUCAUACUCCAAGGAACAUGGUUCUGGCAGAUUGGUUUUGUUCUGUACCCCCCUAACGGAAGCGCUACAUGGAACCUGUCAGAUAUUGGCAAUAAAAUGUUUCUCUCAAUGUGCUUUUGCUGGCAUUAUGCAGCAAUCUUGGUCAUCUUUGGAGUAAAAUAUGCUUUGGCCAACUGGUUCGUUAAAUCCAGACUUAGGAAGUCCUGUACCUCAGAAGUUGGACUCCUGAAACAUGCUGACCGUGAGCAAGAAUCAGAAGAAGAAGUAUGAUUUUGAUGGGCAUCUAGUCUUUCUAGAUAAGCCUUCUCAUUUUACAUUGCCUUUGUUCAUGACUUUGUUUCUUGACCUUUUCAAGAACAGUUGUCUGAGGCUGACUCCAUGCUGUUUGUACUUCCAGUUUUGUUAAAGAGUUGGACUUUAAAUAUCUUACUUUCAGAUCUGAACGUACUGUGGAUAAUAAAUUCACUUUGCAUAUCGUACAUGCCAUGUAAUUCAAGAGCAGUUAUAAUUUCUUUUCCAAAGUCCUAUAUAGUUUCAUGUCCAUUUGUUAAAAUUAUAUAUUUUCUUGCCAUCACUGUAAUACAUUAAAUGUUAAAGUACUUGUUUAUCUUGUUGCCACAAUGGAAAAUAAAUGAAUGCAUGCA
This is a messenger RNA of Arvicanthis niloticus (Nile rat), 1590 nucleotides long. It is a transcript of the gene Tmem45a, whose product is annotated as transmembrane protein 45A. The record is from RefSeq and is a predicted model, not a curated record. Lineage: Eukaryota; Metazoa; Chordata; Mammalia; Rodentia; Muridae.